Messenger RNA from Darwinula stevensoni, 273 nucleotides. The record is from the annotation of a GenBank genome assembly. NCBI's taxonomy places the organism in Eukaryota, Metazoa, Arthropoda, Ostracoda, Podocopida, Darwinulidae.
AUGGAGAUCAUGUACGUCAUCAGGGUGCACUCUGCAGAGGAGAUAGAUGAUGCGAUGGUACUGUUAUCAGUACUGGCUCAUGUGAAAUUGGAGGUGACUUCUCCACAUACUAUCGUACUCAAACUCGAAGGAGACAAUCGACUCCGGAAGAAGACCAUUGAAGAGAAACUCGGGAGCCUACGUUCGUCCGUGAGAUGGUACGCAGACGACGCGGACAUCGAAAAAUGUAUCAAGACAGAGGAAGUCCGAGCUAAAUAUAAUGUUGUCUGGUAA